Messenger RNA from Penicillium brevicompactum, 2547 nucleotides. Its product is annotated as STE11 family mitogen-activated protein kinase kinase kinase. Gene Ontology annotation, molecular function: ATP binding; protein binding; protein kinase activity. Gene Ontology annotation, biological process: signal transduction; protein phosphorylation. The transcript is spliced from 4 exons. The record is from RefSeq and is a predicted model, not a curated record. Lineage: Eukaryota; Fungi; Ascomycota; Eurotiomycetes; Eurotiales; Aspergillaceae. The coding region runs from base 1 to 2547 and encodes 848 amino acids.
AUGUUGGCACCCAAGCAAUAUUCUGCACCGGGUGCACCCUCGCAGACACCGACCGCAUACCACAAUACUGCACAGAGACCGGCGACGGCUACCAGAGCCCAGGAAGGAAUGGCAUUCGCCAGCCCCACCAAAUCUGAUCUGUCAGAGGGACAAGAUGAUCUUGCAUCGAUCCGGGCAUGGGAUGAGAAGAAAGUAGCGGCCUGGCUUCACAGCAUCAAGUGUGGGCAAUAUGAGUCGCUAUUCAGAUCCAACAAUUUCAACGGAGACAACCUGCUCGAAUGCGAUCAAAAGAUCUUACAGGAGUUGGGUAUCAAGAAGGUGGGCGAUCGAGUGCGCAUCUUCGUCGCCAUCAAGCAACUCAGAAACAAGUCCGGAACGACCUCGCGACAGAAAAACAUGAAUACCCUAGCUGCCCUCGAAGCCACAGCCCUCUCCAACUCCUCCCGCUACUCCCAUUCCCGCCUACCCUACCGACGCACAUCUCAGCUGGCUGAUGAUGGUUAUCUACCUGGGUCACCACCUGCUGGCGACGAAAGAGGGCCAUGGCGCAAAGACUACAACCAUCCAUCAUCAGGCGGUUCAAGUUCCGGUCGAAACCCCGGGACUCCCAACGAAAACAGGGGGAGCUCUCAUCCUCGAAACCCCAGUCUGGAUGGUCUCACGAUGGGACCUCUGCCGUCAAAUUCACCCGUCAUUCGGGUCAUCUACACGGGUGGUCAAACCAAGGUCUUGGAUAUCCGAAAUUGCGCCACACCAGACGAAGUCAUUCUAUGCGUGUUGAAGAAACUACAACUUCCAGAACACCAGUACCGAAACUAUUGUUUCUAUGUGCUAGAUGGGCUUGAUCCGGACUUGUCAAAUUGCCGCAAGCUUGCCGAGAAUGAGCUGAUGGAUAUCUGCGAGAGUCAAAAUCGGUCCGAGCGCGGCCGUUUAAUCCUUCGAAAGACUCACGCGGGUGAGCCAGACCAAGAUGAGCUCCGUCGUGCUUCGCAACUGGCAUAUGAUGAAAGCCAGGCCACACAUCAGCACGCUAUGAACAACUCCAACCAACGCCAGAAACACAAGAUCCAGCAACUUACCGGCGAAUCUUGGCAAAAUAUCAAACAACCACACUCUCCCCUGGGCCCCCGACAUCGCCCAUCCAACUCAAGUCUUGAAGAACAACGGGGACCUAAUGACGAACGAAACCCAGUGGCGAAGCUUCGUUCAUUCUUCGGACAAAGACCUCCUAGUGAGAUGAUUAUCCACGAACUCCAAUCAUUCUUCCCCAGUCAUGAACGCGAAAAUAUCGAAAAGACCAUGCGCAGAUCACAACGCCUCAGUCGCGCUGCUAGUCGAAUGAGCGUCGUGAGCAACUACAGUGUUGCAUCGAGCAUGAAAGAUGCACCCCCAUUACCACCCUUACCCCAACUACCUCCCAUUCCCAGUAUCGCCGAUCAAUGGCUUCAAGGCCCGGGACAUGCACAGGCAGUACGAGCACCGCGUCCCGUCUCGGUGUCUAAAUUCAAUCUACCGCAAGCUUCUUAUCGGGAUUCUAUUGCAUCUAGCACCCUUCAACCGCUUCAGGAGGAGUCGCCAAUUGAACCCAACCGCCAGUCAUACAUCUCAUUCGAAAGUAAUUCCGAUGAAGCUGAUGAACCAACCCCCAUCCGCCAGAGCUUCGAGAGUCUCAGUGGUGGCCCUACAGAUGUCAGUUCAUACAAUAACAGGAUGAGUCUCAUCGUGGCCGAGGACGGCGAAGAGGAGGACGAUGGCCUUGUUGACUUCUUGGCCGGAAACAACUUUGCCCCUAAGAAUUGGAUGAAGGGAUCUUUGAUCGGCGAGGGAUCCUUCGGAAGCGUCUUCUUGGCUCUCCACGCCAUCACCGGAGAACUCAUGGCUGUCAAGCAGGUUGAAAUUCCAUCAGCUACCAAGGGUACAGAAUUCGACCAGCGCAAGAAUCUUAUGGUCAAUGCUUUAAAGCAUGAGAUUGAGCUGUUGCAAGGAAUGUCUCAUCCAAACAUCGUGCAAUACCUUGGCACAGUCGCAGACGACCAGUACCUGAACAUUUUCCUGGAGUACGUUCCCGGAGGUUCAAUUGCCACAAUGUUGAAGCAAUACAACACCUUCCAAGAACCUCUUGUCAAGAACUUUGUUCGCCAAAUCUUGGCUGGUCUAUCAUACCUCCACAGCCAAGACAUCAUCCACCGUGACAUCAAGGGUGCCAACAUCCUCGUCGACAACAAGGGUGGUGUCAAGAUCUCCGAUUUCGGUAUUUCAAAGCGCGUCGAGGCAUCCCACCUUCUCGGUGCCCGAGCUAGUGGCAGCGGCGGUGGCCACAUCCACAGAACCUCCCUCCAGGGCAGUGUAUACUGGAUGGCCCCCGAAGUCGUCCGACAAACCGCCCACACCAAGAAAGCCGAUAUCUGGAGUCUGGGCUGUCUCGUCGUCGAAAUGUUCAUCGGUGCUCACCCCUUCCCAGAUUGCAGUCAGCUGCAGGCUAUCUUCGCCAUUGGAAGUAACAAGGCUCGCCCCCCCUGCUCCGGAGCACGUAAGCCAGGAGGCUAA